AUGGACGACUCUUGGCUAGUCGAAAAGCAUUUGUUACCAACACCUCCAAAUUCCCAUGUUGGUUCUCCGAUCGUCGACGAGGCCACAGACGGAAGCACAUUAGUCUCCAUUUCCACCACAUUUCACCCCGCUGCCCAACUCCAUCCAGUUCCAACAGACAUCGUUCUUCUCUCUUCUGACAACGUUUUCUUUUAUGUUCACUCCCAUCUCCUCUUGGCAGCCUCGGAAAAUGCUUUCAAUAAUUUGUUACCCCCGGCAUCAAAGCAUCAGGAUUCCAUUCUCUCAGUCCCAGAACAUUCAACCGUAUUAAAUAUCCUUCUGCAUACCAUUUACGACAUCUCAUGCAUUCAUUAUUCUCCUUCUCUCCCUACGAUUACCACCGCCGUGAACUGUCUGCCCAUCUAUGGCGUCCUCCCAAAAACCCACAUCGCUCCCUCCACACCGCUCUAUACUUUGCUCAUCUCCCAAGCACCACUCGAUCCUCUUGAAGUCUAUGCUCUCGCCGCCUCUCUCGAUCUUUACGACCUUGCUGUCGCAACCUCCUCUCAUCUUCUUUCCUUCCCUCUCUCCACCCUCUCAGACGAAAUGGCCGAACGAAUAGGCUCAGUCUACCUCAAACGCCUAUUCUUCCUUCAUUUCGGUCGUUUAGACGCCCUCAAGCGUGUUCUUCUCCCUCCUCCCCACCCCCAUCCCCCGACCGCUUGGUGCGAUUUCACAGAACAAAAGAAGCUGACAAGAGCAUGGGCGUUGGCCUCGGCUUAUCUUGCGUGGGAUGCACGACCAGAUUUAUCAACAAGCACCAUGGAGUCUGCUCUUCGUCCACUGGCAGAGCAUUUGACAUGUGACCAAUGUCAGUCGGUCUUGCGAGAUCGAAUUAAAAAUCUGGUCAUACAGUGGUCCGUUAUCAAGAGCAGCGAACAAUUUAAUUAUCCCUUCCCACAUGACGUCAUUGCAUUUUUAUUAUUGCCUGUGCCACCAGACACGCACUCCAUACACGGACCUUAUAUCCCCCCCCACCCCCACCCCCAAAUCUUGGUAUCUCUACCGUACCCCAAUUCGCGCUUUGCCACACCGAGUGGUAUGUAUACACGCCUCACUUGA
Laccaria bicolor S238N-H82 is the source of this 1101-nucleotide messenger RNA. RefSeq lists its product as uncharacterized. Bases 1 to 1101 code for a protein of 366 amino acids. The transcript has 3 exons. Lineage: Eukaryota; Fungi; Basidiomycota; Agaricomycetes; Agaricales; Hydnangiaceae. The record is from RefSeq and is a predicted model, not a curated record.